Monoraphidium neglectum is the source of this 489-nucleotide messenger RNA. RefSeq names its product coiled-coil domain containing 6-like protein. The transcript is spliced from 8 exons. The coding region runs from base 1 to 489 and encodes 162 amino acids. The record is from RefSeq and is a predicted model, not a curated record. NCBI's taxonomy places the organism in Eukaryota, Viridiplantae, Chlorophyta, Chlorophyceae, Sphaeropleales, Selenastraceae.
AUGACAGAAUUGCUCUACGUGGAGGAGUACUCCAGCCUGGACCGCGAUGAUCUGCUCAAAACAGCAUGCCGCCUGCGCAACCAGCUCGAGCAGGAGCGCAAGCGGUCCAACUCGCUGGCGGAGAGCCUAAAGCUCGCCAAGGAGCAGAGCCUGGCGGCGCAAAAGCAGGUCGAGCAGGAGGAGGAAUUCAUCACCAACAAGUUGAUGAAGCGCCUCGAGCAGCUCAAGCGGGAGAAGCAGGCGCUCGCCAAUGAGGUCGAGCAAGAGGAGGAGAUGAUCACAAACACACUGCAGAAGAAGCUGGAGAAGGUGGCCCAGCUGGCCAGCGAGAAGGCAGCGCUGCAGCGGGAGCGCAGCGAGCUGCAGCGACACGUGGGUGACCUGGUGGGUGCCGUGGACCGCCUGAACCGCGACAAGGUGGCGCUGGAGCAGAGCAUGGAGGCGGAGGAGGAGAACAUCGUCAACAGGCUGCAGGUGCGACAGUGUUAA